AUGGCCACCAAGCGACCCCACUCCGAUACUCUCGACGAAUCUCCGUCGAAGAAAAGGAGGAAGAGUCAGGAAGCACAGACUAGCGAAGCGCAGACUGCCGAAGCGCCUCGCCGUGACACCCAAGAACUGGGAUUCAAAAUGCCCCGCAAAGUGUACCUGUCUAAUGUUGUAGAACCUUUGGAGGAGCUUUAUCUCAAGGGGAAGCUCCUCGGACAGGGUGGUUUUGGAGCUGUCUAUGCCGGAAGUCGGAAGAGCGAUGGCCUCCCAGUGGCCAUAAAGUAUGCCAGAAAGGGUGGCAUGCAGAUAGAAAUGCUUGGAGUUGACGAGCCCAUCCCCAUGGAGGUGGCCAUAAUGACCCUCGUCAACCUUCCGACACCCUGCAAGAACGUGAUUAAGCUUAUCGACUGGUUUGUUGGGACCAAUGAAUAUAUUAUGGUUUUGGAAAGGCCGGACCCAUGCCUGGACCUCCACGAGUUCUGCAAUUCCAAAGGAGGAUUCCUAACUGAGGAAGAUGCUAAGCAUGUGCUGGUGCAGGUUCUCCGUGCUUUGCGUCACUGUCAGGAGGCUAACGUCCUGCAUCGAGACCUGAAGCCGGAGAACCUGUUAAUCAAAACAGACACUCUGGACGUCAUACUCAUUGAUUUUGGAUGUGGAGACGUCUGGAUGGAUGACUCCUACAGGGAAUUUGCAGGGACAAAUGCCUACGCUCCCCCAGAGUGGUUCCGCAAACGCAAGUACCGAGCUGGCCCCGCCACGGUCUGGUCGGUGGGGGUCACGCUCUUUGAGCUGGUGUGCGGCUACCUCCCCUUCCGCAGGAAGAGGGCACUCGUUUCUGGCCACUAUAAAUUCCCACCAUGGGUCUCUCCAAACUGUCGUAAUCUAAUAAAACAGUGCCUUACUGUUAAAGUGGCAGAUAGGCUGAGGAUGGAGGAGAUCGAGCUCCAUCCCUUUCUGAAGUAA
Molecule: messenger RNA, 960 nt
Organism: Brienomyrus brachyistius
Lineage: Eukaryota; Metazoa; Chordata; Actinopteri; Osteoglossiformes; Mormyridae
Product: serine/threonine-protein kinase pim-1-like
Exons: 6
Coding region: 1-960 (319 amino acids)
Biological process (GO): protein autophosphorylation; negative regulation of apoptotic process; regulation of mitotic cell cycle
Cellular component (GO): cytoplasm
Molecular function (GO): ATP binding; protein serine/threonine kinase activity
Source: RefSeq, a predicted model, not a curated record